GACUCGCUGUGUUCUAAAGAUUGAAGCGAGCUCUGCUAAAGCCCACGACAUGUCGCCGUCCAUCAAGCUCACCGCUGCAAUCUUUCUGCUGCUCCUGGCCGCGCAAGCGGAAUGCCAGGGGUGUAUGCCAUCGAGCAUCAGCGUCGAGCAGACCAACACCGGGAAGAAGGCAGGCGGGAUCGACACGGUGUUUCAAGUGACGGUUACCAACCGGUGCCGGUGCGCCGUGAACAACGUUUACCUCCAGUCCAACGGCUUCUCGAGCUCCACCCCUGUCGACCCGAAGCUCUUCCGCCGGGCCGGGUCCAGUUACCUCCUCGGCGAUGGCCGGCGGAUCCCGGGCUCCAAGUCCGUCACCUUCCAGUAUGCUUGGGACCAUUACUUCAAGAUGGCGCCAGCGAGUGUGCAGGCCCAGUGCUAGGCUUUAUGUGGCUUCAAAAAUAAGGGCUUGUUUGGAUCAUGGGUUUAGACUUUAGAGUUUGCAGGUUAGGAUAAAAAGGUUUAAAUCUAUAUUUUUAAUCCAAAUUAAGAACAGACAGCUCGAUUAAAUACUCGCAAUCCAAAAUUUCUGAAGUUGUAGAGGUGACUUUGGAGUGAAGCUCUAUCAAAUUAAACGUGCCUUUUAUAUAUAUAUAUAUAUAUAUAUAUGCUAUGAUUGUUGUAUGUAGGCAUGCCUUGUAUGUGCGAGCUACCUACAGUAGCCAAGUAAAGAGUAAGAGUU
This is a messenger RNA of Panicum virgatum (switchgrass), 721 nucleotides long. Its product is annotated as TPD1 protein homolog 1A-like. The record is from RefSeq and is a predicted model, not a curated record. NCBI's taxonomy places the organism in Eukaryota, Viridiplantae, Streptophyta, Magnoliopsida, Poales, Poaceae. Bases 50 to 421 code for a protein of 123 amino acids. The transcript is spliced from 2 exons. Gene Ontology annotation, biological process: cell fate determination.